Molecule: messenger RNA, 2059 nt
Organism: Solea solea (common sole)
Lineage: Eukaryota; Metazoa; Chordata; Actinopteri; Pleuronectiformes; Soleidae
Product: tumor necrosis factor ligand superfamily member 15-like
Exons: 4
Coding region: 82-771 (229 amino acids)
Biological process (GO): immune response
Cellular component (GO): membrane
Molecular function (GO): tumor necrosis factor receptor binding
Source: RefSeq, a predicted model, not a curated record
GAGUGAGGAGGACCAACCUCAGGAAGAGGAAGUUACCCAGUUAGAUAAGUGGAUCCCAGCUUCAGUGUGAAGAGGAGCGACAUGGAGCGAAGACACUCAGUGACUGCGCUCGCGCGGAGACCAACCCUCCUGCAGAGGACGGCGUGUUUGCUCACGGUGCUCGCGCUGCUGCUGCUGCUGCUGCUGCUUUUUGCUGCUGUGACGUUUCAGCUGCUGAUCAUUGUCAUGGAGAGAGGAGACCGUCACCAGGGUGAAAAGAAUCCUGGCAGACACUCACUGGGCAUCAGCAGCAAACAACAGCAGAUUCCUGAUGUGAUGAAGCCGUGUGCCAUAAUAAGAGCUCCUUGUUGUAAUAAGACGAAUGGGAAAUACCUUCUGUGGGAGCAUGAGCAGGGCAUGGCCCGCUGUCUUGGAGGUUUCCAGUACUCUGAUGGAGACCUUGUGGUGCCCAGAAAAGGCAUGUACAGAGUCUUCCUGCAGAUCACCUUUGCGAGUAAAACCAAGUGCUCCGGCGAGCUACCGCUCAAAAUCAUUGUGUUGGCUCUCAUGGAGAGUUACAAUGAAGACAUGCAUUUGCUGUCAUCUGUCGACACAGUGAAUUGCAACAUGACGCAAUGGAAGAAAUCCCUCCAUACGACUGGCAUCGUUUACCUGGAGGCGAAGAGUAGACUGCGCGUGAAGUCGUCCUACCCUGAACUUAUCGUGAGCGAUGAAAACUUUGUGUUCUUUGGUGCAGAACUUGUCACUGAGUUACCUGAUAGAGAGAUCUAAAUAGAUGUUGAGGUUGUCUGUGACCCCUCCACUCCAAACAGCAGCAGCAGCGCUCCAGACUAACAAUAUUUUUCAAGCGCCACCAUUUUAAGAGUUGCCUUUUUGUCAUUCCAUAUACAUUCACAGGUAUUUGAAUGAGUGCAAACUAGAAUAAAGUGUCUUCAGUUGAGGGACAUAUAGCACUGUUGCCUCACAGGUGCUUAUCGAGAGCACAGGCCUCGCAGACACUGGGGAAUAUGGAAGUCCCACACAGACCUGUCAAAGACAACUGUGCGGAGCCCUGCACAGUAGCUGUGUUUGCUGUGUGCAUUGUUACAGCUCAGGAACAUUCUAAAGCUAAUGAUACGCUGAAGAUUCUUCUCUGUUUUAUAUCUUUGUCAACUGCAAACCUACACAAAUAAUAUGUCACACAAAUCCAGUCAUUGCAAAUUCUAAUCAAGCCAAUCAGUGUUCAAUCAGCAGCUGUCGAACAUCCUGAUGUCAGUUACUGUUGGUUUGAUCCCUGAGGACAAAAGUGUGUCUCAUGCACUUCUGCAGUGACGGCCACAGCAUCCUGAGAUGUUUUUGGAGAAUUCGAAGCAAACGUUCUGUUAAGUCAUACUUUGACUUUGUGGUAACAGAUAUCUGCUCUUACCUUCCACUGUUGUAUUGUCUUUGUGUGACAAAGCAAACGCCUGCAGGGAGGGAACCAGCCACUUCUCUCAUGUAGUUACUUUCAGUUUAAAGACGCAGUGUGUUGGAGCCAUUUAGAGGUUUUUUGUUUAGAAUAUUUCUAAAAUAACUACAUGGUAUGAGUAUGGUUGAAAUUAUGAUCUAUUAUUAUUGUUUUUAUUAUUAUUUUGAUUAUUGUUGUUGUUAUUAUUUAUUGGGAAUUUAGUGUAAUUAAAAAGUAACCUAAUUUAGAUUUCGGGGCUAAGAUGUGUGUAUUUUGGUGAUUGAUUCCUGGGUGUGUCCAGGUCACGCUCCAGCGUAGGGAAAGCUCUUUGUGUCGGAGGGCGACAGAGCAAACAGUUUCUGACCGCAUUAAACGCAACUGACUGUAUUAGAUCGCCCCUUUGUGGGUCUCAGAUAUAACGACGUUGCUUGGAUUGUUUUUUCUUUUAGUUUAGAUGCAAAGCCAACUGGAGAUUAUUGUUCUAUAAAUAUCAAGAUAUAAAGAUCAAAACUCUCUGUGCGUGCUUUCAAGGAAAUGUGUCGGACUAUCUGUGCCCUGUGCAUUAUUGUCUUUGUAAUGUGCUGUUGUCGUCAUUGUUGAGUCCAUUGUUUGUUUCCUCUUGUUGAGUUUCAU